Molecule: messenger RNA, 2463 nt
Organism: Tarenaya hassleriana
Lineage: Eukaryota; Viridiplantae; Streptophyta; Magnoliopsida; Brassicales; Cleomaceae
Product: probably inactive leucine-rich repeat receptor-like protein kinase At5g48380
Exons: 3
Coding region: 336-2183 (615 amino acids)
Biological process (GO): protein phosphorylation
Molecular function (GO): protein binding; protein kinase activity; ATP binding
Source: RefSeq, a predicted model, not a curated record
CAAUCUGAGUCAACGACCACGACGACGACUUCACUUUCCUUCUCUCUCUCUCUCUCUCUCUGUUUUCCCAUUUGAUUUGUGAUCUUUUCUCCGCAGUCCCUUCAUUUUCCACAGUUUCUCAACCUCCUCUUAAACACUCGCUCUCAGCGAUGCGAAUUGCUUCUUCUUCAUCCUGCGCAGCUCCUUCAGCUCUCUUCGCAGUCUUUGGAUCUUUAUUUUCUCAGGAUUUGAUGCUCUGGGGAGUGGUCAUCUGAGGAAACCAUACACAGUUCUCGGUCGAACUCUUUAGUUUAUAAGCCCCUUUGGUGAUCUGUUGGUGGUGGCUUGUGUUCGAGAUGGUGGUCACUAGGCUAGUUUCCGUCUUUUUCGUUGGUAAUUGUCUUUUGCUGUUGUUCUGUUCUGGUUUGAGCAAUGCGAGUGAAGCAGAUAUAGCUUGCCUGAAAACCUUAAAAGAACAAUUUAAGGAUCCAAAUGGGUAUUUGUCCAACUGGGUGUUUGGCAAUAGCACCCCAGGGUAUAUCUGCAAGUUUAGUGGUGUGAGUUGUUGGCACGACGACGAGAAUAGAGUCUUGAGCAUCAAGCUUCCUGGCUAUGGCGUCGGGGGAGAGUUUCCUCGUGGAGUCAAAGAAUGCACAAGUUUAACAGCCCUAGAUCUGUCUAAGAACAACCUCUCUGGCACUCUACCAACUGAUAUAUCUAGCUUUAUUGGACUUGCUACGACUCUGGACCUGUCCUACAAUGGCUUCUCUGGUGAAAUCCCCGUCAGCGUGUCGAAUAUAUCCUUCUUGAACACCCUUAUGCUUAACGAUAACCGCUUCACGGGUCAGAUCCCACCCCAGCUAGCCUUGCUUGGACGGCUCAAAAAGUUCUCAGUGGCCAACAAUCUCCUCACUGGUCCAGUCCCGAAUUUAAACAGCACCAUUACUCAGGAGAGUUAUGAUAAUAACCUGGGUUUGUGCGGUAAGCCUUUGGAUCCUUGUAGUGAUGGCACUUCAAAGUCCCGUGGCAAAGUUAUUGUUAUCGCAGCAGCUGGUGGAGUGACUGGCGCAGCAAUAAUCGUGGGUAUUGGUUUGUUCAUCUACUUCCGUAGAUUUGCUGUUGUUAGAAAGAAGGACGAUGAUCCCGAAGGAAACAAAUGGGCAAAGGACUUGAAAACACAAAAAGGCAUUAAGGUCUCCAUGUUUGAGAAAUCAGUUUCGAAGAUGAAAUUAAGUGAUCUUAUGAGGGCUACGAACGAAUUCAACAAAGAUAACAUCAUUGGAUCUGGAAGAACUGGAGCAAUGUACAAAGGAGUGCUUGAGGAUGGAACUGCACUUAUGAUAAAGAGGCUGCAAGAUUCUCAACACUCAGAGAAAGAAUUUAUAUCGGAGAUGAUGACAUUAGGGACUGUAAAACACAGAAAUUUGGUACCUCUUUUGGGAUUCUGUGUUGCAAAAAAAGAGAGGCUUCUGAUAUACGAGUACAUGCUGCAGGGCAGCCUGUAUGAUAACUUACAUCCCACAGAUGAAGCCUCCAAACCCAUGGAUUGGCCUCUGAGGUUGAAGAUCGCGAUAGGGGCAGCAAAAGGAUUUGCAUGGCUCCACCACAGCUGUAACCCGAGAAUCAUUCAUCGGAACAUAAGCUCCAAAUGCAUAUUGUUGUCUGCAGAUUUUGAACCCAAGAUCUCUGAUUUUGGUCUGGCUCGGCUGAUGAACCCAGUUGACACCCAUUUAAGCACAUUCGUCAAUGGAGAAUUUGGAGAAUUCGGGUAUGUUGCUCCCGAGUACACUAGAACCCUAGUGGCCACUCCCAAAGGAGAUGUUUACAGCUUCGGGGUUGUUCUUCUGGAGCUAGUGACCAGUGAAAUACCCACGAGUAUUACCAAAGUGUCUGAAUCCGAAGAAGAAAGCUUCAAGGGGAACCUCGUGGAGUGGAUCACAAAGCUCUCGGGUGAAUCAAAGCUUCGGGAUGCAAUGGACAAGUCCUUGCUCAUCAAUGGCGUAGAUGAAGAGGUCUUCAGAGUUCUGAAAGUGGCUUGCAACUGUGUUCUGUCCGCUGCUAAGGAGAGGCCUACCAUGUUCGAAGUCUAUCAGUUCCUCAGGGCCAUUGGCGAGAGCUACCACUUCACCACCGAGGAUGAUAUCUUGGUUCCCACAGAAUCAGGAGGAGCUGAUUUCGUCGAAGAACUCAUAGUUGCUCGCUGAUGAUGAGCAAGGGGAAAGCUUACUCAAACACAAAAAAUCUUUUUUUAGCUGUGAUAGUACACAUAAAUAUAUAUAUAUACACAUAUUCUCGCGUAUGUAAGUAUUGUUUAUCUGGGUUCUUCUGAAUGUUGUCUGUAAUGUUAAAUUACUGCAAUGAGCAGCUUAGCUUGGCUUGUCUCUGUAACUGGUUUGGUCUGUCACUGGAAGUGGCAUGAAUCUCGGAAUCCAUGUUCUCAGUUCAAUAAAUUUUUGUAUCACUUUGGUCUGUGAUAUUACCAUA